UGGAUUCCUCAUUUAUAAGGAAUGUUAGUAUUUUACAUGCGGGUUGUCAUAGAAAUGGUGCAGAACUAUGGUGUCAGUGGAAGGAGCGAGGAUAGCGGUUGCUGAUUGGUCAGAGGCGGCGUGAGGGACAGGUUACAUGGGUGAGGUGGGAGAAAGGUGCGGCACAGUUCGGGCAGGACUGAGACACAGUGCUGAUUAGAGGAGGCUGUAAACACAAACUCCACACCUUUCCACAGCUCUCCGAUACAGGUAAAACAAAACCAUGGACCCUGAUUAUUUCAAAUCUUACGACAUGUGCUGGGGCACCCUCGGAACAGUGCGACCCUUCUCCAAUUUUAACCCCGACAGAGACGUUCUGGAGAUCCAGGCAGCGCUGGAGAAAAAAGAUGCGGGGACCCUGGUGAGAAUCCUGACCAAUCGGAGCAACGACCAGAGACAAGAGGUCGUCAAAACCUUUCAAGAGAUGACACAGAAGGACCUGGAGGUCGCUCUGAAGAAAGCUCUGUCUGGAGAAGUGGAGACUCUGCUGCUGGACCUGCUGAUGUCACCUCUGGAGUACGAGGUUUACCGCCUGCAACAGGCCAUGGCGGGUUUAGGCACAGAUGAGGAGACACUACUGGAGAUCCUGUGCACACGAUCUGGAAAGCAGCUUCAAGAAAUCAGCGCGGCGUACAAACAAAUUUACAAGAAGGACCUGGAGAAGGAACUGAAGGGAGAAACGAGUGGAGACUUCGCUAAGCUUGUUGUAGCUUUGCUUAAUAAAGAAGAUGUUGCCAGUAGUGUUCAGAGAGACAUCCAGUCUCUGCUCGCAUCACUAAAUGGGAAAAAGGCCGAUGUGGGACCAUGGAUCAACAUCCUGACGUCCAGAGACUCAGACCAUCUUAACAAGGUGUUUAUGGGACUGGAGCUGGAGAGCGGACAGGCGAUGGAGGAGCUUGUGGAGAAGCGAUUCUCUGGAGACCUGCGACUGGGUUUGAAGGUUUUAGUGGAGUGCACUGAGAGCCCUUAUGUCUACCUCGCUAAGAAAAUAGCCACCAUGAAGUCGUCGACAGUUCAGGGGAUCAUGGUGUCUCACUCUGAGGAGGAUCUGCUCUGUAUCCGAACCGCCUUCCUUAAAUUAACAGGCACUUCUCUCUACACUGCGCUACAGAAACAGUUUAAAGGAGAUUACCUACAGGCUCUGCUCGCCAUCUGUCGAUCUGAAGAUUAAACUUGCACCAGAUUUCAUUCUUUCAUAUUGUUCUCUCUUUAUUGCAUUGUAUCAUUCUAUAGUAAUGCAGAAAUACACUUCAUGUUCUUGUACUCCUGUAUCUGAAUUGAUUCCAUGCAUUGUAAUAAAUGACAAAUACAAGCAGA
Molecule: messenger RNA, 1356 nt
Organism: Paralichthys olivaceus (Japanese flounder)
Lineage: Eukaryota; Metazoa; Chordata; Actinopteri; Pleuronectiformes; Paralichthyidae
Gene: anxa14
Product: annexin A14
Cellular component (GO): plasma membrane; vesicle; cytoplasm
Molecular function (GO): phosphatidylinositol-4,5-bisphosphate binding; virion binding; calcium ion binding
Source: RefSeq, a predicted model, not a curated record